UUGCCCUAGCAACAACCAAAGGCACCCAAGAGGAGCGCGGCCGCGUACAAAGGUCCUGGGAGAGGCGUGAGCUAGGUCUGGGUCGGCGCCCGUGGAGAGAAGGACAGGUCAGGCCCAUGAGCUACAAUUCCCUUAGCCGCUUUCGUCUCUCCUAACGGUUAAGAGCGCUGAGGGCCAUGGCUGAGGUGCACGUGAUCGGGCAGAUCAUAGGGGCCACCGGUUUCUCUGAAAGUAGCCUCUUCUGCAAGUGGGGCAUCCACACAGGGGCAGCAUGGAAGCUCCUGUCGGGCGUGCGGGAGGGCCAGACACAGGUGGACACUCCCCAGGUGGGGGACAUGGCCUACUGGUGCCACCCCAUUGACCUGCACUUCGCCACCAAAGGUCUCCAAGGUUGGCCCCGGCUCCAUCUCCAGGUGUGGUCCCAGGACAGCUUCGGCCGCUGCCAGCUCGCCGGCUAUGGCUUUUGCCAUGUGCCCAGCAGCCCAGGCACCCACCAGCUGGACUGCCCCACAUGGCGGCCCCUGGGCAGCUGGCGGGAGCAGCUGGCCAGGGCCUUUGUGGGUGGUGGGCCGCAGCUGCUACAUGCGGACACUAUCUACAGUGGGGCUGACCGAUACCGCCUGCACACGGCCGCUGGUGGCACCGUGCGCCUGGAGCUUGGCCUGCUGCUGCGUCACUUUGACCGCUAUGGUGUCGAGUGCUGAGGGAUCUUGCCUGCAAGAGCUGGCCGUCAUUCACAAGCCUGGCCAUGUGCUGAGGCCGGGGUGGCACAGCAGUCGAGAUCAAGGGCCCUGGAAACAGACCCGAUCCGAGCCAGGCAUGGCCGCCGCCCUUCGCGCCCCUGGGCCGUCCCCAGUAAGGCCUGUGCAGUCCUAGUUCCCCAUGGGUCAUGUGGGGUAGUAGGUGUGGGUCACAGGGGUUGGGAGGAAAAUGCUGUUUAGCACAUGAGAGGUGCUUAAUAAAAGUGAGUGAUUCUUG
This is a messenger RNA of Chinchilla lanigera (long-tailed chinchilla), 978 nucleotides long. It is a transcript of the gene B9d2, whose product is annotated as B9 protein domain 2. Gene Ontology annotation, cellular component: MKS complex. The coding region runs from base 177 to 704 and encodes 175 amino acids. Gene Ontology annotation, biological process: cilium assembly. The transcript has 4 exons. The record is from RefSeq and is a predicted model, not a curated record. NCBI's taxonomy places the organism in Eukaryota, Metazoa, Chordata, Mammalia, Rodentia, Chinchillidae.